AUUUCUCUUCAGCAGCUAAUUAAAACUUAAGUUUUUACCUUAGAAAAUCUGGUUGACUAGAAAUUUCUUCUCCGGGAGUGUAUAUACGAGGUGAUGCAUGCGCUACUGUGAGAUCUUUCAUUUCGUUCGGAAUAUAGUUUAUGGUUCAGAUUUUUGUCAUCUCUACCCUCUACCUCUUCACAUAAGAAUUUUACAUACAUUAGAAUUACAGCCGUACACACAGUAUUUGACAAUGGAAGAUUUUAUUCCAACACGAGUAUCAAAAGUGAAGAAAGAUGCUAUAAAGGGAUUUGUCUCUGUUAGUUAUGAAAAACCCACUAAAAAAAGGAAAGAUAAUGUAAUGAAAGGUGAAGAAGGUGAAGAAAGAAACAAACUUCCAAAUUCUAGGUUUAACAUAGCAACUAAUAAACUAGAGGAAGGUAGAGAUCAAAAGAAAGAACAAGAACGUGAAAUGAAACGUAUUAGGUACGAAGUUAUGAAAUUUGGUAUGUCUGGUUUUGAGAAAUUAAAAGCGGAAGAAGCAAAAGUUGGUCUUGCUAUAAGUUUGGGUGCAAAACCUCCUAAGAAAAAGGGGAUUAAUUACAAAGAGUUAAAAGAGAAAAAAAAGAAUAGAGAACAAAGCAUAAAACACGUAUCAGGACUCGAUAAAAGUCUUAUAAAACAUAAGACUAAGAAGAUUCGUAAAAAGAAUUCCAAUGAUAUAUUAGGAGUUUAUGGAAAAGUGAGCAAGAAAUCGGGUAAAAGUAAGAAAUGAACUUCCAAUUGUAAACAUUUAAAAUAUUUUUAGUCAUUUUUUCAGUUGCUACAACAUUUGGUAGUUGUAUACAAGAACAACGCGUUCUAUGUAUCGUAUAACUAACAAGUAAUAAAAUAAUAUUUUUAUGUA
Molecule: messenger RNA, 886 nt
Organism: Megachile rotundata (alfalfa leafcutting bee)
Lineage: Eukaryota; Metazoa; Arthropoda; Insecta; Hymenoptera; Megachilidae
Source: RefSeq, a predicted model, not a curated record